Messenger RNA from Camponotus floridanus (Florida carpenter ant), 1431 nucleotides. Its product is annotated as pseudouridine-5'-phosphatase. Gene Ontology annotation, molecular function: phosphatase activity. Bases 316 to 1011 code for a protein of 231 amino acids. Lineage: Eukaryota; Metazoa; Arthropoda; Insecta; Hymenoptera; Formicidae. The transcript has 5 exons. The record is from RefSeq and is a predicted model, not a curated record.
UACUCACUUCUUCGACAACUUUUCUCCCUCUGUUACGUCCGCCAUACUGCUGAUGAACCAGUCGUGAAAGAGGGUCGGCCGCUCGCACUGCGCUGGUCAGACUGCGUGUGCGAACGCGAGCCGCGAGCUGCACGUGAAACGUCCGAUUCCGAGGUUUCCUCGAUUGAGAUUAAGAUAAGGCAGUUGAUCUGGAUUACAGCAGAAUUUUCUCACUGUCUGUUCCUCCGAGCCGAGCUAUUUGUGCUUCAUCUCCUCAUUGAGUGCACUUGAAAUAUUAAAUUCCUCCAAGCCCCGAUCCGAGAUUUAAAUCGCAAGAUGCCGGACGACGCAUACAACAAGAUCACGCAUUGCUUAUUCGAUAUGGACGGUUUGUUGCUCGAUACAGAAUAUUUGUACACCAAGGCCUUCAAUCGUAUCACCAAUCGUUAUGGCAAAGAAUUCACGUGGGAGCAUAAAGCGCACGUGAUGGGUUUCAAGAUCAAGAAGGUCGCCUGCUACAUAGUUGAAGAGUUAGAGUUACCAUUAACAGUCGAGGAGUUCAGACAAGAAAUUGCCGAGAUCUGCCGGGAGUUAUUUCCACAGACUAAUCCUAUGCCAGGCGCUGUACGGCUCUUGAAGCAUUUAAAGGAAAAUAACAUUCCAAUCGCGUUAGCCACGAGCUCCGAUCGAGAGAAUUACGAAGUGAAAAUCAGUCGUUGGCAUGAUCUCUUUGACCUCUUCGAUCACAUAGUGCUCGGCGGCUCGGAUCCCGAGGUUGUAAGUGGAAAGCCGGCACCCGAUAUAUUUCUCACGGCUGCCAAGCGUUUUCGUGACAAUCCGGAUCCUUCGAAGUGCCUGGUCUUCGAGGAUUCGCCGAACGGAGUUGAAGCGGCAGUGAACGCCGGAAUGCAGGUCGUUAUGGUACCGGAUCCAAACCUUUCUAAACAUUAUACGAGCAAGGCGACUUUGGUCCUGAAUAGUCUCGAAGACUUUCAACCAGAAAAAUUCGGGCUACCACCAUAUGUGACGUAGUACAUUUCCCUUUCCUGAUUUGUCAUGCAUGUAUGCGUGCGUAUGUGUGAGAUGUGGAUUCGUGCAGAUAGGAUAUAUAUACAGUUCACGUAUUAUCUCGAAUAAAGAUAAUUUAAUGAGAAGUUUUCGCGAGUGCAGUCUUUUCGAUUUAUAUCUUAUUGUUUGGUCGAUGUGUUUUUUUUUUCUUUUUAAAUCUCCUUAUCCGUGUCAUCAGACAGAUCACCUAAUUCAUCGAAAUCCUCUCGCGAUCCGGCACUGCCGAACAUCGCUACAUUGGAACUACCGCUAAAUAUGCCUGUGAUAUUUACGCACGAGAACUUGUUGCGCUUCAAUUGUCUGUCGAUCGCUUCUCUCAGCGUAUUAUACGCGGCGAUCAUAUCUCGCGAACACUGGGACAAUAAAUCUGAAAGCAGAUUGAGA